Molecule: messenger RNA, 4865 nt
Organism: Mus musculus (house mouse)
Lineage: Eukaryota; Metazoa; Chordata; Mammalia; Rodentia; Muridae
Gene: Eif1ax
Product: eukaryotic translation initiation factor 1A, X-linked
Exons: 7
Coding region: 223-657 (144 amino acids)
Biological process (GO): translational initiation
Cellular component (GO): cytoplasm
Molecular function (GO): RNA binding; translation initiation factor activity
Source: RefSeq, marked validated
GGGGAGAAGCCCCGCCCGCUGCCGCGACGCCAUUUGCCACUGCCGAGCGUGGGCACGGGAGGCUCUCGCAAGCACGGGUGACCAGCCUCUCCUGAGCACGCUUCCCGACCUCCCGCACGGUCUUCGUGGCGCGCACUUCUCGGCGUUGCCCGUCGGAGUCACCGCAGUUCCUGCCGCCAGCCUGAGUGCGGUCCCACACGCUGCCAGCCAGUCUUUGCGGCCAUGCCCAAGAAUAAAGGAAAAGGAGGCAAAAACCGGCGUAGAGGCAAAAAUGAGAAUGAAUCUGAAAAGCGAGAGCUUGUGUUCAAGGAGGAUGGGCAAGAAUAUGCUCAAGUAAUCAAAAUGUUGGGAAACGGACGAUUAGAAGCCAUGUGUUUUGAUGGUGUAAAGAGACUGUGCCACAUCAGAGGGAAAUUGAGAAAAAAGGUUUGGAUAAAUACCUCAGAUAUCAUAUUGGUGGGGCUACGAGAUUACCAGGACAACAAAGCCGAUGUCAUUUUAAAAUACAACGCAGAUGAAGCUAGAAGUCUCAAGGCCUAUGGCGAGCUUCCAGAGCAUGCUAAAAUCAAUGAAACUGAUACAUUUGGUCCUGGAGAUGAUGAUGAAAUUCAGUUUGAUGACAUUGGGGAUGAUGAUGAAGACAUCGAUGAUAUCUAAAGCGAACUCAACAUUUUACAUUCCAGUCUUCCGGAAGAUUGUCCUUCAAGUUUGGAAUCUGGCCAUAGACCUCAAAGAAAAAUUUUCACUAUCAUCUUAAUUGUAAUUUGUUGAGGCAGAUUUGAUAUUACAGUCUUUGAAAAACUGUUAACUGAUACGCUAAGUCCACUUUGUUGAUUCGAUUCAAUGGUCCUUAAGACUGUUUAAGACAAAAAGCCUUUCCUACUUUGACCCCUUCCAGUAAGUAAAUGGGUGUUUUGAAUAAACCAUUUGCCUUGUGCUCAGUAUAAAGUAUGACUAAGCCCUGCCUUUGCAUAGCUGUUGACUGGACAGUCUUUGUGUAUAUUCCAGUUGCCCAGAGAUUUUGAUACACAUGGAGGCAGAAAUCUGUGUUUUGUUUUUGUUCUAUUUUGAGACAGAGUCUAACUUUGUAUCUGAGGCUAGCUUGGAGUUCACUGUAGUGCUGGUGGACCUCAGACUUGCUGGGAUCCUCCUGAGUGCUAAGGGCAUAUGUAUGUACCACCAUACCUGGCAGAAAUCUAUUUAAAGGCAAAAAUGAUAGGUCUGCGUUUCAUAUUUAAGUAUGUGGCUAUUUUUAUACUGGUUUUGAUACCAUGUACAUUUUUUUUCAUGAUUUUAUUUUGCAGUCAUCGGCUUACUGGAGGAGGAAAGGCAUUUCCAAAAUGGUUUUUUGGGUUUGGAGGUUUGUUUGUGGGCGGGGAGUGUUGAGACAGGGUUACUUUGUGUGGCCCUAGCGAUAAUGAAACUCACUCUGUACACCAGGCUGGCCUCAAGCUCAAAGACGUUUUCCUGCCUCUGCCUCCCAAGUGCUGGGAUUAAAGGUGUGCGCCGCAGCUACCACCGACACCAGCACGGCCCGUCUCCAAAAUAGUUUUCGAAACUGGUUUUUCAUGCCGGUUUUGAAUUAAGGUCAGUAGUUGCAAAAAUUGAACAUUAGGUGAUGCUCAAUUGUCUUAACAUAGAAAUACUAUUUUAAUUGUUGAGAUGGUUGCUUGUCUCAACUAGUGUGAAUAGGAAAUUUCCCAAACAAAGAAAAGAUUGUUUUAAUCAUGUGCGUAGAAUAUUUUUACCCAACAGAAAGAUGGUAUUGGAGUAUUGCUUUUUUUUUUCAGGAGUCUUACUCACAUAAGCUACAAUUUUGAGUACUUUAUAAACACACAAAACAUAGGCAAGUGAAAAUAUAAAUUUUACAGAGCAAAAGUAUAAAUUAAUGCUUUUUCGGGCUUUCCCUAAACUUGAGAGGAAAUGAGGGGAUAACAAACUUAUGCCUGACAUAAUGGCAUGGCCUGUGACCCUGCGCAGAAGGGCAGGGCAGGAGGAUCAGGAGUUCUGCAUGUUUUCAGAAACUGGUUUUUAAUGCCAAUUUUGAAGAAAUGUCUCAAAAACAACGUUCAUAAAAAGAUGUUUUCUUAUUUCUGAAUCAAAGAGCUAUAGCCGAAAAAGUAGUGUGUCGCAGAGGAUCUUGUCGUCUGGUUUUACAUUAGGAACAAGUUUACCGUGGGGAGGGUCCAGGGGAAUCCCAUUUUCUUUCUACUGGGAAAUUAGGUUUGCUCUUAUUUAGGAGUUCUAAGACUAGGAGCUGAGCUAGUCGGAACUCACUAGACAUGCUGAAAUCAUUUGGGUUUCAAACCAAGAUCCAUCCUGCAGCAUGCGGACCUUGUAUUUUGCUAGCAGCCAGAAAGCUUUUCGUUCAUGAAAACUGACACACAAAGGAAUGCGCCUUUCACGUGGUUUCACAAACAAGGAGAUCUGCUCUAAUUAUUUCCUAACUAUGACUUCAUCUCCUCGGUUUGCACACUCUGCCUCAAAAGCCGAGGUACCAUAAAAACAUUGGGAAAGACACAGUGGUGCAGUGUAUAUUUCUUCUUCUGUGGAGUUCCUCCGUGUUUAUCUUGGCAGACUGCAUCUGAGAACAAGGCUGCCAAUAGCCUCGCAGCGUUUGCUGAGCAAUUGUCUUCCUUAGUAAUUAGACCUCUGUACCUUAAAAGUGUUUCACCAGCUGGAUGUAGCGUACCCCUGGGAUCCCAGCUCUGGGGGAUUUGUCAUUGAAUAGUAGCUAGGGCUACAUAAGGCACUGGCUCAAAAACAACAAUAGAAACCAUUUUUGCUCAAUUUGCAUAUAUAUAGAUUACUCUAUGAGCAGUGCUUUGCUUCUGCUUAGGUGAUACAGCUCGAGUCUUGAUUUUCUAUUUUCUGUAACAAACAAGAUUUGAAAUGAUUUUAGAAAUUAGACAAUGACCCCACUUCCUAUCUCUUCUGGUGGUUUUCUCUUUUCUUCUUCUUCUUCCCUAAAGCAGCAUUAUUGAGUGCUUUUGCAUCCUGGAAGAUCUGGAGACAUUGAUUUAAAAUAGUUGAAUGCAGUUGUAUUAAUACAGUAUACAAAUGCUACCUGGAAGAGUUCUUUGAUGUGUAUUUGGUGUGGGAAUCAUACAGUGUCACAAAUCCAGUUUUAGUUCUAAUAAGGAAUGGAAAUAGUCUUUAAGGAAAUUAUUUGGUUUCUUUAUUUUUGGUUCCUAUAGUAUAGCUCCAAGCAGCACCUAGGAAGAAUAAUAAAAUGUUUGAAAUCGAAGAAUAAUGGUUUUUUGUUUUGUGGAGGGGAGGAUUGUUUUGGUUUUGAGGGUGGAGUUUUUUUUUUGUUGUUGUUGUUUUUUGUUUUGGUUUGGUUUUAUUUUUUUGAGACAGGAUCUCAUGUACCGCCAGGCUGGCCUUAAAAUACCAAUAGCUAACUAAGGCCAGCCUCAAAUUCUGAUCCUCUGCCUUUACCUCCCAAAUGCUGGGGUUUCAAGUGUGUACAAGCUCACCCAACUAGACUAAUACCUCUUCCUAUUAAGAUGAUGUAACAAGUUAGUCCUAAUCAAUCUCAUAGGCUCAUGCCAAGUUCUUGGUGUGAUUCCCCAACACCCAUAAACAGAGCAGUUUGAUAGGGUUGUAUUUUUCCUGUAGUUUAUUCCAGUUGAGCAUGAACAAUGUGUGUUGCUAAAGUGGCGGUGUAACCACACCAAGUGUCUGUAAAAUGACUUGCCAGCAUUUAGCCAUUUGCCUGUUGAAUCUUUCUUAACCAUCUUUUAAGGGAACCACUUUAGGAGAUUACAAGUAUUCAUGAUAGGGAUUUUUUUUAUACUUUAUUGGAGAGUAGCCAUUGGUUUACUCAUCCCAUGUAUGGAAUUGUGGCUGUAAGUUGUCGCUUAAAAAAUUCCGUGACUUGUAACGUUACUUAAUCUGGAUUAUCUUAGUAAUAAACUUUAAAUUACUAUGCUAAACAACAUCUUGAAUAGAAAUUGUCAGUGUUGACUACAGAGUAACUGAAUAAUCAUAUAGGUAGUAGCAUGUUUUAAAUAGCUAGAUUUCUACUCAUUUUGUAUUCUGUUCAAAUAUAAUGAUGUUCACUAUAAACUGUAGCUUUUCAGGUAAAGUAUCAGAAUGAAGACAGUUCAUAAAGAUUAAAAAGGAUUUGUAUCUAUAUGAUAUUCAUCCUGCUCAGUAAAGAUAAGUUUCAUUUAUAUACUGAUAGGACUCCCUUGGACUUUUGCACACUACCUUCAAGUUUACAGUUUACCUUAAACCAUCAUUUUCCAUCCUUGUUCAGAAAAAGAACAAAAUCUGAAUUAAGUUGUAUUCCAAGUGUAUGGAAACACUAGACUGAGCAAUUGAGAGACUGUACUGGACACCUACCAGGUUCUUGAGAGACAGACAGUGUGCUAGAAAUAGAAAAGAAUAUGGGCACUGGGCCCAGAAUUAUUGGAGGGCUAAUAACAGACAUUUGUAUGCAUGACACACUUGGCAUCUACUUUUCACAUGGGAAUCCAGGACUGUAAGAAGAUGCAUGUCUCCUGUAUUCCCUAUGUAACAUAUCUUUUGCUUGCAGUCUUUUUCAUUCCUAUGAUAGAAGGGACAUGUAGAAUAUAUAUUUGUAUUAUGUGGACACUACAAUGGCUGCCACACCAUCUUUAUUUAAUUCAGCAGGUAGGAGUCUCAAAAGUUGCUUGAAGCUAUUUUAUAGAAUCCCAACUGCUCUAUAUUUCUUCAGAGAAAGUUUAUAGUCACUAAUAAAGCUGGCUAUGGUGACGUGUCGUUUUUAUGCUUUAACGAGUUCUUUUGCCAUAGGUUCUUUUUCCAUCAUGUGGAACAAUGUAAAGAAAUCAGAUGCAAAGUACAAUUAGAAAAUAAAACACAAAAACAACCCAACG